UCACUCAUUCACUCACUCUUGUGUUUCAUGCAUAGAAUCGUGUCGCUGGUGAUAGCGGCAGGUUGAUAGGGACGAGAAAUAUACCUCCGUAUCAACAAAUUUUGUAGCGAAACAUGGAUACCAAACAAUGAGCAAUAACCGUAUUCAAAGAUGACGUCUUUCAAGAAAAGAUUAAAGUUUAAAUUUAGAUAUUGAUCGCUUUGAUUCAAAACAAUAUCAACACACGCGUCAGGACGUCUUCAAUAGUGGGUGAUAUUUGCAUGGGAUACGGAGGGGAAGGACUUGCAAUAAUCUACAUGAUAAAAGACAAAAUUGUACUUUAUCUUUUGUGGCAUCACUAUUCAACAACUGCGUCCUGACUUGACACGAUGGACGCCCUUCAUGGAAGAGUAAAGGUACCCGGGCCUUGUCACCCCUCUUCCGACGUGGAUAUUUGCGUUGUCACCACUUCAUAGUCAUAUGACAUGACCUUGACCUUGUGGCGUUUCCCCAACAACCAGUUUAUUGGGUGGACCGGAUAAUACAUCAUACGAGUACGUUGAAGAUUCGGGGAAACAAACCACCAGGCUCUGCUGUGACCCAAGGCUGUGUGGCUGACGGCGGCACGACGACCUGGGACACUCACCAUCCUGUCAACGUCAUAACUUGUUGCUUCUGUCAGAUGUAAGAGUGUGGUCGCCGAAAGUUGGCAAAACAGAAAAGUAUACUCAAGACCAAACCAAACGUAUACAGCUCCGUCUACAAUCGUGUGUGAGAGAGUACAUGAAGAUAUUGGCCUGAAGGAUCACGGGCGCCAGGCAGUGUACGCAGUGCAGAUCGAUGGUGCAUGUAUAAUGCAUGGGCUGAUACCCGAGACGCUACCACCAUACUCACACUGCAGUGUUAAAUCGAUCCUCAGAAAUCUUUAGGAAAGGAAGUCAACUGUUUUGGUAUGUAAUAAAACUGUUCAUUGGAAGUUUUCUGAAUUACAUUGCUCCUUGUAGACAAUGUCUGAGUGAUUCAUAUUUGGACGUGCAUCAUGGGAGGAAGAUUGUUUGUUGAAAACCCUGAUGUCUGAACUGGGAAUAAUAGAAACAAUACAUCUGGCAUCGGAACAUCAGCUUUCCAUGGCCCGUUGUGGUCUGGUAUACUGUAGCUGAGUGGACUGUGGCGUCACAUGAUCUGUAACCGUACAUAUGGCUGUGCUAGCCAUUACAACCUUGCAACACCACGUUACACAGUUUAUAAUAGAUCAAGAUUGUGAUUGAUCACUUUUAUUGGGAUUCAUUUUACCUACAUAUUGAGAUUGUGUGUAAUUAUUUCUUUCGUGAAUAUGCGGGCCUCUAACCUUGUCACAUCCCGGCGCUUAUGUCACCGUGUUUUUUGUUUCGUGCUCGGGGUAUUCGUCGGGCUGCAGAUGUACGCCGCUGUCUGGCCUUGGGGACGUAAUGGGGACGGGACACGGGACUCUCCUACCCUCAACACAUGGAAACUGUUGAAGGAUUUAACUGUGGCCAAAUUGUCGUCGUCAACACCCGCCCCUGUUCUCACCAACAUUGAACUGUUGAAGGUGAACAUAUCCGCCAAUAUAAACGCCUCUCUGAAUACUUUGCUCAGACUCAACUCGGAACAGCAUAUUCGUAAUAUUGAGAAAUUUCCACUGCAUUUUCAUAACAAUUCUGUUGUUAUCUUGAUUCAAGUUCAUAAAAGACUGGAAGACCUACAAAUCAUGAUAGAAUCAAUGAAAUCAGUGCGAUACAUCAACCAGACACUCGUCGUCUUCAGUCAUGACUACUAUUCUCCAGAAACGUUUGAACUUGUUUUUUCUAUAGAUUUCUGUCCCGUACUACAACUGUUUUAUCCGUACGCCAUACAGUUCUUUGACAAGCAGUUCCCCGGAGAUAUUCCUCGUGACUGUCCGAGAGAUAUAGGGAAAGAAAAGGCUAUGGCCACAGGUUGUUACAAUGCCAAUUUUCCGGACACGUAUGGGCACUACAGGGAAGGGAAGUUCACCCAGAUCAAACACCAUUGGGUGUGGAAGCAGCAUUAUGUCUUGGAUCGAGUCCAUAUUCUGAAAGACUUCAAUGGAGUUUUGCUGCGUUUAGACGAUGAUUACUAUUUGGCUGAGGACAUCAUUCAUGUAAUUAGGCUCAUGAAUGAUGAAAAGUCCAAAAUCUGUCCCUCUUGUGUCAUGUACAUUCUUGGCGAACACGAACAGCUCAAACCGAACUCGUACAUCUCUGAAACGGGGGAUGUGGUAAUAUCAAACUGGUUCACCGGGAUUGGAAGAGGCAUGGCUUUUAGAAGAGACUUCUGGGAAGCUUUUAAAUCAUGUGCUACGUCAUUCUGUAAGUUUGAUGAUUAUAAUUGGGACUGGGCACUCGAACACAGCAAAUCCACUUGUUUCAAAGAUAUGAAAAUACUCAAACCUAAGGCUGGGCGAGUAUUUCAUAUAGGCACCUGUCACGGCUUCCAUAGAAACAUCAAAGGAUGCGACAGAGACCAGGUAAAAAGUAGCAUACAAAAAGUAUUAUCCAUGUACCAGAAAAAUCUCUUUCCACACAAAUUUAAAGCUUCUAAAAAUAAAGCAAAACCAAGAUCAAUUCGUCAAGGUUUUGGGGGUUGGUCCGACCCGCGUGAUCAGGAGCUGUGUUUAAGAUUCUUUGAAAACAAAACCGAUGGUGUAUACAUGUUAAAUCAAAUAAAUAAAGUGAUCACCACUUGAUGGAACAUGUUUGUCGUCAG
This is a messenger RNA of Haliotis rufescens (red abalone), 2724 nucleotides long. RefSeq names its product alpha-1,6-mannosyl-glycoprotein 2-beta-N-acetylglucosaminyltransferase-like. Lineage: Eukaryota; Metazoa; Mollusca; Gastropoda; Lepetellida; Haliotidae. Gene Ontology annotation, cellular component: Golgi stack; Golgi membrane. The transcript has 3 exons. Gene Ontology annotation, molecular function: alpha-1,6-mannosylglycoprotein 2-beta-N-acetylglucosaminyltransferase activity. Bases 1313 to 2704 code for a protein of 463 amino acids. Gene Ontology annotation, biological process: oligosaccharide biosynthetic process; protein N-linked glycosylation. The record is from RefSeq and is a predicted model, not a curated record.